Molecule: messenger RNA, 1197 nt
Organism: Sitodiplosis mosellana (orange wheat blossom midge)
Lineage: Eukaryota; Metazoa; Arthropoda; Insecta; Diptera; Cecidomyiidae
Exons: 6
Coding region: 1-798 (265 amino acids)
Molecular function (GO): protein binding
Source: RefSeq, a predicted model, not a curated record
AUGGUGGUGUAUGCGUCUGCUCAUGAUUCAGGUUCGAUAUCUGUUGCCCCAGAAAAUAUAACUGUUACAUUUUUAAAUCCAACGUCGGUAAAAAUAUCGUGGCAAACAUCGGUAGAUCAGCAUGCAAUACCAGUGGACAAAUAUGAUGUUACGUACAAACCUACCGAUGCUAGUUACAGAGUCGUUGCUGUUGUGGCAGGAAACUCUGAGGCGGUUACUUUGUUUGGUUUAUCACCAGACACACAGUACCAACUUACGGUUACAGCCGUUUGGAGUGGAAAGAAAUACCGUAGUCGACCGAUCGUCUUUAGAACACUGGAGCCGCCACGAAGUUCACCUCAACAAGAUCCAGGAGCUUUGGAAAGUGGCAAUGGGCCUCCCGCACCACCAGUAUUUGAUACUGGAAAUACUAUCACAUACCCUGACGAGUACAGUAAUGUAGCAGCGGAUAAUUCAACCGUACGCGAACUUCCAACGGUCCGAGGCGUCGAAGUAGGUAUUGUAGUUGUAGUAUUACUCGUAUGGGCUGGAGCGAUAGCGUUAUUUUUUAAUCGUUGGGGUAAAAUACGAAUGUUACUUCCAUAUCAGCCGGACUAUAAACAAGAACAAUUAAAAGUUCCCGGCACUGGCGUUUGUUCUGCUGGCACAUGCAAUGGUCAACAUUCACAUCAGUGUUUGCCAAGGUGUGAAGGAUGUGGAUUUCUUGAUCGUUGUUUUAAUUGUCCACGACGUGCACAGGAUCGUGAUUGUGGUUGUCAAUUCGCAUUGCUUCAUCGAGUUGAGAAUGAAGCGAGCUAGCAUAUCGAGGACGGUACCUCACCAUAUCCAGGUAUUCGUCGUCAAAGUAGUCGUAGAUAUCGCCAACAGCCAUCGAUUAUUGAACAACACGAACAAGACGAUGAACAGCCUAAUGAAUGUGUGGGGAACCAAGAGCGCGAAAGCGACCAAGUACACGACGAGCAAGCACAAGAACAAGAACAUGAAGAUGAUGAUUCCUUUGAACUUACAGUAAGUUUUUUUGCCCACUCAUAUUGAGAGAGCAAAAAUUACAGAAAAAACUAUCAAUCGACUGAAUGAAAGCAAACAAAACAUCCAACUGCACCCAAAAUGCACUCAACAUUGCUUCUACUUUUCAUGUUCAUUCCAAAUAUAAGAAACGAAAAGUGUCAUGUUUUAAUCCAUCAUAAGCGUAAUAUC